This is a messenger RNA of Pistacia vera, 567 nucleotides long. Its product is annotated as ethylene-responsive transcription factor ERF096-like. Bases 22 to 471 code for a protein of 149 amino acids. Gene Ontology annotation, molecular function: DNA-binding transcription factor activity; DNA binding. Gene Ontology annotation, biological process: regulation of DNA-templated transcription; ethylene-activated signaling pathway. The record is from RefSeq and is a predicted model, not a curated record. NCBI's taxonomy places the organism in Eukaryota, Viridiplantae, Streptophyta, Magnoliopsida, Sapindales, Anacardiaceae. The transcript has a single exon.
AUUAACAUACACAUUUCGACCAUGGAUCACGAGGACUCUAGGGGAAAGGCUAAUGAGAGUGGCGGAGAGGUGAAAUACAGAGGCGUCAGGCGGAGGCCAUGGGGGAAGUUUGCGGCGGAGAUACGAGACUCCAACCGCCACGGCCAACGCAUGUGGCUUGGAACUUUUAACACAGCUGAGGAGGCGGCUCGAGCAUAUGAUAGUGCUGCUUAUGCUAUGAGGGGUCACUUAGCCAUUCUUAAUUUUCCUCAUGAGUACCCUAUGUCAAGUGGUGUUUCCAGUUCUACUCAAUCUUCAUCUUCAUCUUCGUCUUCAACAGGUUCUUCUUCAUCAUCGUCAAUGCGGGAACAUAAUGUGCAGGAGAGAGGAACAACUGGACAUGGAAAGCAGGUUUUCGAGUUUGAGUAUUUUGAUGAUAAGUUGCUGGAGGAACUUCUCGAGCAAGGAGAGAAAAAUAACAAGAAAUGGUGACCAUUUCUGGGCCAUGGUGAUGGCGGCCUAGCCAGCUAGAGUUCAGAUAUAAUAUAUUAUAAAUACACAAUCAGUUCGUUUUUCCAAAUUUUGAUU